CCGCUCCUCUGCCCAGUCCGCCGCGUCCUCCUCCGCGGAUCACCGGCCAUGCCUCAACAUCGUCACUCCCGGUCCGUGCCUCCCACCAUGACCUCCGCCGCCGCCGCGGCCGUCUAGACCUCUCCGCCCGCCCGUACACGUACUAUUACACGUACACGGCUCGCCGGAGCAGCGCACCAGCGCCGCCUCCGCCGCCGCCAUGGCGCAGGCCAGUCCUUCCGCCGGGGCCUUUGCCUCGUUGCGCCAACCGCCGCAACAGCACCAAGAAUAUCUCAUGACCAUCUCGGCCACGCCUAAUCAUUACGAUCCUCACCAACAACAACACCACCACAUCGCCGCCCGCACCGAGCUCGCCUGCAUCUUCGGCCUCCUCAUCAUCGUCGUCGCCCUGCGCACGCGCCUCACCAUCGGCCGCGCCCUCCGCGCCUUCCACCGGCCCGCCAACCUCUGGCUCCUCGCCCACAUCGCCAUCAGCUUCUUCGAGCUCGGCCGGCUGCAGUGGCGCGCGCUCGGCGGCCAGCCCGUCCACCCGACCCUCUGCGACCUCGCCCUGGGGCUCGCCCACUGCUUCUCCAGCUACCAGGUCCUCCUGCGCCGCACGCGCGCCGGCUACAAGGACCUCAUCCCGCUCGGCUUGCGCAUCCAGCCUUUCCUGUUCCGCCUCGUCACCACGAUCCUCGCCUUUUUCCUGAGUUCGCCCUCGCUGCACCGGGCCAACAUCCGCCUGGGCUUCGACUCGUUCCUCUACGCCCGCCUCCUCAUCUUCUCGUGCACAAAGCUCUCCCCCGUCGCCCUCGGCCCGCGCACGCUGCACACCGCGGCUGCCGUGCUCGGCGGGUUCCUCGCGACGUACGACUCCGGCUUCCGGCACGGCUCGCCCGCGUACGUCGUCUGCUCGGCCGUGUCUAUACUGCUCGAUGGCCGGACGGCCCAGUUCAUGGCCCGGCUAAGCGACACACCAAACUCUCCCACUACUGCCACCACUACUGGCACCCCGUCGACCAGAACCGCCCGCGAGACACUAUCCCCCGGCCUGCAGCGGUACAUUAGGAUCCUGCUGUGCAUAAAGGCCGUGGUACGAGCCAUCGAGGGCCCAGAGCGAACCCACCAGCCGCUGAAGCUGCCGCUGCCCGAUGGGAAGAAGGGGCCGGGUCCGCCGGAUCGAAUGGGCCGGGUUGCCAAGGUCUCACGCUGUUGACCUUGUGCCACGUCGCAUGUCUUUCCUUGUAGCCAUUCUAAUACAAUUAUUUUUUUAACCA
Messenger RNA from Microdochium trichocladiopsis, 1259 nucleotides. RefSeq lists its product as uncharacterized. NCBI's taxonomy places the organism in Eukaryota, Fungi, Ascomycota, Sordariomycetes, Xylariales, Microdochiaceae. The transcript has 2 exons. The record is from RefSeq and is a predicted model, not a curated record. Bases 200 to 1198 code for a protein of 332 amino acids.